Messenger RNA from Heterobilharzia americana, 5343 nucleotides. The record is from the annotation of a GenBank genome assembly. NCBI's taxonomy places the organism in Eukaryota, Metazoa, Platyhelminthes, Trematoda, Strigeidida, Schistosomatidae.
AAGUAAAGCAGUUCAAGGUCACUUGGGCCUGAUUGGCCAAUGUGCCUAACCAAUUGGGUAAUUGACCAUAGUCCAGUGAACCUUGGCGUUUGAUUAACAUUUACACUGAUUGUUAAGACCUUAGCGACUCACUAUUUUCACGUCACACCUUACUACUUUUCUAAAACUAUUAGACAAACUAGUGUGUAAAUUUCAAGACUGUUUUUACAUUAUUCUGAUGGAAGAAGGCAUAUCAUGGAUCAUUUUUGUCAAGUCGAUCAUGUUUUCUUUAACCUAUAAAUAAAACUUGUGGCCAUCUCAGUUACUCAACAAAAUAUGCCGAACCCUCGAGAAUUCAUUGGAGCUAAUUUAGGACCUAGAAGAGGACGUCGUUCAUAUUCAAAAGCUGAAAAUUUAAAUAAAGGAUUGAGCUGUGAACCUAUUAUAUUUCAUCGUGAAAGUACGAAACGAAUUAUAUCUCAGUCUUCAAGAGGUAAGCCUAAAGGUAAAGCUGGUCGUCCUCGAAAAUAUAAAUUGGAGACUUCGAAGCAGUAUCAAGAUUCUUCAUCCAUUUCUGAAGUGCUGGACUCACCAGCCCGUUCACCUAGUCUUUCACCAGACAAAAUUCCAUGUAAACGUCAGCGCAGAUUGUCCAAAGAUGAUCCUGAUCGUGUCUCUCGUCUUACAAAUCAGAAAUUUGAUAAUGUAAAUGUUAAAAUCAAUUCAGAUGAAUUUCUAUACAAACAGUCAGCAUCUCAGUCUCCUGAACAAUCAAUGGAUGAACCAAUCGUCAAAGCUAAGAACUUUACGUGUCAUCAGUGUGGAAUGCAGUUUAAAACUAAGGGAAGAUUCGAUAGGCACAUACCUUGUCGUAUUCAUCAAGACUCUGAAUACUCUCAGAAACCUCGAUUGAAGAGAGGCAGAAAAUCCCUAAACUCAAAGUCGCUGAACAAUAUGAAACUUCUUCCUCCUACAAUUCAUCAAACAAGCGUUGACAAUUUUGAUGAAACCUCGUUAGUUGUUCGCAUACUUGGUAAACCACUGAAAUCAGAUGAUUGCAUCACAUACAAAGAUGACGAUUUGACUGAAGGGAACUACCUAAAUUCUUCUGUUCAAGAGCCUUCUAUUACAGGAAUUCUCAAAUUUAAUCUUUCUCCUAAUAAUACUGUUGAGUUUUUGAUUUGUGCAAAUAAAUUGGCUGUCAAACGGUGUAUUUCAUCAUUGGACACAAAUUCAAUCAUCGAUAGUAUAUCAUCAUCGGAGAGAAUGAAUAUUUGUAAAGCAAAAGAAAAUAUAACUGAAUUAAGUUCUACUUCCUCAUCACUACCACUUACUUAUCCACCAACCUACUAUAGAUCUUCUGACUCUGUAAUAGUUUCUUCCUCAUCCUCCUCAGUGUAUUCAAGCAAGCAUAAUCAAAAGAUUGAUACUUAUCGAAAAGAUUUCAACUUUACAUCACAUGAUGUUGGUUUAUCAUCAAAUCCAUUUGAAUAUCACGAUCGUAGUCAAGAUGAAUUACAAGCUGCACGAACAAUUCUGUCGUUGGCUCAUGGAAAUAGUGAUAUGAUUUUGAAUAUGGGACAAAUUAUGAUGGAUUUAGAUAAUGUACCAGUGGUGAACAGUAACUCGUAUGAAUCCAAUACGCAUAAUAUUGAUGCUGUUAGUAACAGUAGUAUAAACGAGUCGAAGAUAUCAGGCGAUGAAGUUGGCCAGAAUUCUCAUUGGGUAUCUGGAAAAAUGGUACAUAGUCUACAAGAAGAUGGAGUAGACGAUAGUUCAACCACUUUUACUUCAUCUACCACCCACCCAAUAAAAUCAAUCAACCAAUCAGCUAUAUUAUCAGAUAAUGGUGCUGUUCAGGAGGGAAUUUCGAAUGAUUCAGAUGUAUGUGUUUCCCUGGGAAACACUAAUAUUGAUAAUAAUGAUACUAAUAAUACCACUAUUGUCAUUACAACCUCUGGUAAUCUGACGUCUACUGCUGUCACUGUUAUCACUACCACUUCUGAAUCUCCAAAGUCUACGACAUCAAUUCAAUCUACUUCAGAUACAUGGCAUCCAGUCUCUAGUUCACAGAGCAAUAGUAAUAAUAAUAUACUACAGAGGAAAAUUCGUCCACCACCUAAGAAACGUUUAUCGACAAACUAUUCUCGAUCGAAUUCAUCUCGUUCAUUUAUGGAUAAUACAAGCCCACCAACAAAACUCCAGGACAAUACUAGUCAAGCAAAGACUUCAUUUUCUCCGCCUACUACUGGAUGCGAGCAGUCGAUUGUUCCACAACCGACUAAACAAAUGAUUAGUAUAUCUUCAGCAUCUUUAUGCACUUCAACGGAUCAUGUUGAUACACUAACUAGUUUCCCUUUUUCUUUUUAUUCCUCUCCCUCUGCUCCCACUACUUCAGGUGUGGGAUUACUUCCUACUCCUAUACAACUGACUAAUGUGGUCUACGGUAGUCAUAGUCUUAUUUCACCACACAGCACAUCACUGACUCCAUUUAUUUCUAAUCAAGAUCUUACAUCCCACCACCAUAAUCCAAUGAAUGCAUUCGCAAUGGUUUUCCCUUCUCCAAGAACUAUUGCACCGACAUCACCAACUAUGAAUGGAUCUCAACCACCACCUAGUUUUUUCAUAUUACCCCAACUAAUGGUUUUGCCUAGAUUUGUAGGCUCUUAUAUACCAAUGAUAUCUGCACCUGAACCAUAUCCAGCUAUAAUUAAUCCUAAUCCGAGUUCAAGUCUAACUGAAACACGAUCGUCCACCUUUAUGACAAGUUCAUUGGUAACACCUAUACCUACAGCUCAACCAGAAUUUUCAACGAAUCAACCAGUUAGAACGAUUAUCCUUCAGCCACCAUCAACACAGAUAUUCGGCAUUGAUACAAGUGCUACAGUCACUCAAUCAUCAGACGACAGUCAUUUAAAACCAAUUAGUAAUUUAAAUGAUGAGGUGAAAGAGGCAAACACAGUCGACUUUAAUGUACUAUCGUUACAACAAUCUGAUACGUCUUUGUGUUCAGUCAAAGAUAAAAUACUGCCCCCUACAGUAACUACUUUGAGUAGUCCGAUUUACUCGAAGAAAUCGGAGUUCACUAAAUGCAUAUGGAGUGGAUUAAACACUACAAAACCAGUGCCGAUAAGACCUGUACCUGAAGCCUCUAAAGUCAAACCGUACAAUGUCUUACCGUCUACGGAAAACAAAUCCUUACAAGAACAACAACAGCAUUCUUUAACAGGACAACAAAACGGUUCAGAUCAGAAAAUAUCAUCCAUAUCCGUCUCUAGUCAUGAUAUGACAAGUAGUUGCACUAAAACCAGUAUUGGCAAGACGACAUCUGUCACCAACAGUACAACUACUGCUACUUUUUACGUUAACCCUCCUGUUCAUCCUGCACUUCCUUCUUCUGGUAAUGUCAUUUCUCCUGGCAAGACUGUGGGUGCUGAAGCUUCUGUUGACACUAAGCAAUCUUAUAAUGGAUCGCAACAACAACAGCAAACCAAACAUAAGCUUGUUACAAUCCUACCAGCUAACCAAUCAGAGAGAAUAAAAUUCCAAUAUCGUCCAGCUCAUCAUAAAAGAAAACUAAAUUUUUCAAGGUUUAACGGCAAUCAUAAAAAGUGUAUAUCAACUUCACAUAAUUUACAACGACCUAACACUUCUCCACAUGGAAAAUAUCGUUGCCAAGAAGUAAAUACAUUGCAUACAGUUAAAUCGUAUCACCUAAAAAAACAUUGGCGCCUGCAAACAUAUAACCGACCGUAUAUAUGUCAUAACUGUGAUGUUUCCUUCAAAACACGAGGAAAUCUAAGCAAACAUAUGAAAUCACGUUGCCAUCAUGACAGAUUCUUGAAAAACUCAGGAUUUACUCAAAUCCCUCUUGGAAGUAAUGGUUCUAACUAUCAUACAGUUAAUCAGGAUGGUGAAUCUCAGUCCAAAAGUCUAUCUCACGACACGGAGGAUAAUAUAAGACGGAAGUAUAGCAAUGGUAAUACUAUUUCUGUAUCUGAAGACUGUUUGGAUUACUCUAAACCAUCGACUAUCUCACCAAAAUCAUCGCCGCCAACAUUAUCAUGUAAAACAAGGAAUUCUACAGGAGCAGUCAAUCGUCCCGUUGCAAUGGCUAAUAAUAAACGGAAUCAGGAUAAAUCUCCAGUGAAAAGUAAUUGUUCUGGUAUUAGUUCUAGAUCAACUUCAGUAUCGUCAACGACACAAUCAAAUUUAUCUUUAAAGUCUACAGUUUUGCAGUCGAAUACCACAUGUUCACAUGUGAUGGAUUCAUAUAAUCGUAUUCCAGCUCCUAAUGUUAAUGCAGUUAAUCUAUCACAGGACUUACCAAUGAAUUUGAGUGCUAAACCUCAAGAACCAAUUGCUUUAAUCAGAUAUGUUAUUGAGCCAACAGUUUAUGCCAAAAUAAAUGGAAUUCAAUCGAGCUGCCUUAAUCACUCAGAUAAUCUGUGUGAUAAACAACUGUCAAGCAAUUGUCUGUCAUCAGCAGAAGUGAUUGUUCAGACGGCUGUUGAAGCUGCUCGUAGUUUGGCUUCAGACAGACCCAAUUUAAGGCAAACUGAUAAAUUCAGUCACUCUACUUCAGAUUCAAAAUAUAUUGAGGGAUCAUCCACUCCAGGAUGUUUAUGUGACCACAUGAAACAGAAUGAUGUUCUCACAACGAAUCUCAAUACCUGCGAUUGUGAAGAACAACAUUUCUCCAGAGUACCACCCACUUCAACACUAAGUCAUCAUGAAAGCGAACAGAAUGAGAAAUCAUGUCUACUUCCACGUUCUUCUAGUGGUGUUGGUAUCAGUUGUACAGAAGAUUCUUCACUGAAUAAAUUAAAUAAUGAUGUGAAACAGAAUAAUGGAAAAUCAUCUGUUACUCCAACUGUAGUUUCGAAUAGAACAGAAUCAGAUACACGACAAAGUCAUGGAACUAAAUCUCAUACCUACUUGAAAGAUCCUCGUCCAUACAAAUGUAAAAUGUGCCAUGUAGGGUUUCGUGUCAGCGGACAUUUAUAUAAACAUUAUCGUUCCAAAUCACAUAUGUCAAAUAUUCUACAAAUGACUCAUUUGUCAAACACUAUAAUUGAACGUGUCUUACAAAAUCAUAUGGGUAAUCCACAACUUGUUAAUCCAGAUACUGGUGAAUUGAGUAUGCGAAUAUUGGAGAAAAUUAUUCCAGCCUGUGAAUCCCCUACAGUGACACCGGUUACCUCAGGAUCGAAUGGGCGUAACUGAUAUGAUGCCUAAUUUUUUCAACGUGCUAAUUGUGAUCACAACCAACACUCUUUUUGUACAUACGAUUGAAAUUUUUAAAAUAAACCCCGAUACCUAUUUUUCGUCUAUAUCUUUUCAAAAAUCACCUGAUUAAACUUG